AUGUCGUGGAUGUUCGGCCUGAGGAGCGGGGGCAGCGGUGAUCAGCCGCCCCCGAAGAUCGAGUUGCCAGAUCCCGAACAAAAAGGAGCAAAGAGCUCAUUCCAAUUCGACUCCACUGCCCUUGAAAGAGCUGCCAAGGCCGCUAAAGAGCUCGAAAAUUCACGUCAUGGACGGGAAGCGAUCGAACUCUCCAGGAUGCAGGAAACGACGGCCCAACUCGAGCACCAGCGUCACAUAAAAGAGAUCGAAGCUCAAGUCGAGCAGAUGAAAAUCAAACAAAUCCAAAUCGCACAAGAAGAACAUCGGAAGACCCUAGAAGAGCAGGGCAAAAUCUCAAGACAACGUGCCGAAUACGAGGACCAGCUCGCGAGGAGAAGACACGAAGAUCAACUGAUCGCUCAGCAACGUCACCAGGAUGAAAUAUUGCGGAAGCAGGAAGAGUCGACAGCGAAACAGGAAGCCAUGAAGAAGGCCACCGUCGAACAUGAAAUGAAGUUGAGAGGUGACAAUGACAUCAAGAAAGUUCAAGCCGAGGUCAUGGCUAAGGCCAAAACCGACCGCGAGAACCACGAUAUCAACAUGGAGCAGCUAAAACUCAAAGCCAAAGAGAACCGCGAGACGAUCAUCCAGUCGAUCCAGACAGCCGGCUCGGUUUUCGGAGCUGGUUUCAACGCUUUCGUUUCUGAUUGGGACAAAGUUGUUACGGGGGCCGCUGGGCUCACGCUGCUCGCCGGAGGUGUAUACACCGCCCGAAUGGGCACGUCGGUCAUCGGACGUUAUAUCGAAUUGCGGUUGGGGAAGCCGUCGCUGGUUCGGCAGACGUCGAGGUUGACGGCGGGGCAAUUGGCAAAACAUCCAAUACAGACGGUGAAGAUGCUCACAAGACCGAAGGAAGACAUCCUCAAAGGAGUGGUGUUGCAACCAACUCUCGAGGAGCGUCUGCGAGACAUUGCCAUCGCUACGAAGAACAGCAAACAGAACGGAGGAUAUCUGAGGAAUAUACUCAUGUACGGACCCCCCGGAACUGGCAAAACUCUUUUUGCUAAGCGGCUCGCCUAUCAUUCCGGACUCGACUACGCCGUCAUGAGCGGAGGUGACGUGGCACCGAUGGCCGCCGAAGGGGUUUCCGCCAUUCACAAGCUCUUCGAUUGGUCAGAAACUUCGCGCAAAGGUGUUCUCCUCUUCAUCGAUGAAGCAGACGCAUUCCUACGGAAGAGAAGUUCGGAGCACAUAUCAGAACACUUGCGUUCGUCUCUGAACGCGUUCUUGUUCCGAACCGGAGAACAAUCGAAGAAGAUCAUGCUGGUUUUAGCUUCGAACACCCCGGAGCAGUUUGACUUCGCCAUCAACGACCGUCUCGAUGAAAUGGUCGAGUUCAGCCUCCCGGGUCUCGAAGAACGAGAGCGCCUGGUGCGGCUCUACUUCGAGAAGUUCAUCCUGCAGUGUCUCGGCGUCGGGAGACGAGGCCUCAAACUCGAGGACGGUCUGGAUUGGAGUGCGCUGUGCUCUGAGAUAGCUACGAAGACAGGAGGCCUGUCCGGCCGUGAGAUCGCGAAAGUCGCCGUCGCGUGGCAAGCCAGCGGUUAUGCGAGCGAGGACGCUACCGUGACGAGGAAAAUCAUGCUCGAACGUGUGGAAGACGCCGUCGAGCAGAACAAGCUCAAAAUCAAAUGGCAGGUUGCCGAAGAAGCAGUGAAACGGACAACUUUCAAGUCCAGUCAAUGAAGAUUGAAUGUCGAAGGAUUCCAGGAGCCCGAAACAUUGGAUCCGCGGAGCACGGGUUUCCACGAGCACGAUGGUCUCCGGUAUCGGAAGAAUCAUCGUUCGACUGGUCGAGCCUACGAUUCGUCGCUCGAGCGAUUGGGAGACGGCAGCGGGCUCAACUGACCGGAACGCGUGUGGAAACCCUGUGUUUCUCCGCGGUGCCGAACGAGCCACUGCCUAGGCCGCUGAGCGUUCGGAAUAUCUACAGUAAUAUGGGAACUAGUUGGAUAUUUAGUCUCCUCAUGUAUGUACAUUUCAAUUGGAAGUUAGGUUUUGAAAUUCUCUUCUUUGCAUAAUAAACGUGUGGAAGGAAGCUCUCGC
Messenger RNA from Galendromus occidentalis (western predatory mite), 2085 nucleotides. RefSeq names its product ATPase family AAA domain containing bor (gene bor). Gene Ontology annotation, cellular component: mitochondrion. The coding region runs from base 1 to 1725 and encodes 574 amino acids. The record is from RefSeq and is a predicted model, not a curated record. The transcript is spliced from 5 exons. Lineage: Eukaryota; Metazoa; Arthropoda; Arachnida; Mesostigmata; Phytoseiidae. Gene Ontology annotation, molecular function: ATP hydrolysis activity; ATP binding; zinc ion binding. Gene Ontology annotation, biological process: mitochondrion organization.